Messenger RNA from Hansenula ciferrii, 504 nucleotides. It is a transcript of the gene LTP1, whose product is annotated as tyrosine protein phosphatase LTP1. Gene Ontology annotation, biological process: protein dephosphorylation. The record is from RefSeq and is a predicted model, not a curated record. Gene Ontology annotation, molecular function: protein tyrosine phosphatase activity. The transcript has a single exon. NCBI's taxonomy places the organism in Eukaryota, Fungi, Ascomycota, Saccharomycetes, Phaffomycetales, Wickerhamomycetaceae. The coding region runs from base 1 to 504 and encodes 167 amino acids.
AUGACUAAAAAAGAAACAAAACAAAUAUCAGUUGCAUUCGUCUGUCUAGGUAAUAUUUGUCGUUCUCCAAUGGCUGAAGCCAUUUUCACUCAUAAAGUUAAAACAUUAGGUUUAUCAAAAUUCUUCAAUAAGAUUGAUUCAUUUGGUACUUCUUCAUAUCAUGUUGGUGAUGAUCCAGAUUUUAGAUCUUCUCAAACUUGUAAAAAACAUGGUGUCCCUGUGAAUCAUCAUGCUAAACAUUUUGAACCAAAAUUUUUCAAUGAAUUUGAUUAUGUUAUUUGUAUGGAUGAAUCAAAUUUAUAUAAUUUGAAUGAAAGAAUUAGAUCCAAGACAAGUACCAAAAAUGAAGCUAGAUUAUUUGGGGAUUGGAAUACAGAUGGGAAAUUUAAAACUAUAGUGGAUGAUCCUUAUUAUGGUGGGAUUGAUGGGUUUGAAUAUAAUUUUCAACAAUGUUCAUAUUUUAGUGAAGAAUUUUUAAAACAAGAAUUAGAUGUUGAAUUAUAA